GUCUCCUCGGCAAUCUCUUGGAUUCAACUUCUUCCAAGGCCGACAAGGCGAGCAAAUGGCCUUCUCUCGCCAAGAGAGACUUCAUCUACUGGGGCGAUCGAAAGCAGGUGAGGACAGAGACGGAGAUCUAGCCAGCUGAGAAACACUUAAUAAGCCCCCAUCUCAGCCCCGCUAACCCAACACACCGCUCCUGCCUCCUCGCUCAGGACAACAGUUCAUCUUACAAGUCAUAUCGCCCAUCCUUUGUGUUCGAUAAGGCAAGGCUGCAGCCCGAAUUGCAGUCAAUAUGCAGUCUGGAAUCUCAGUCUCGCAAGAGCUGCACGAUGCAUUUGCAACGUUCGCCUCCGACAACUCCAUUUUUUGCUUGCCCGUAACAAUCACUUCCGAGAGUCUGACUCCGCUUUCUCCGAUCCCCUUCUCCGCCGGAGACGCAUUCUACCCCUCCCUCUCGCAAUUGUCGUCUGUUCUGGAACCCAAGACGCCGAUUUAUCUGCUUAUUCGACGGACCGGGUCCGGAUCCCCUUCUCUCGUUGCCCUAACUUAUAUCCCGUCAAACGCGGGAGUGCGUGCAAAGACCCUUUUUGCGUCUACCCGGGCGACGCUGGUUCGGGAGCUAGGCAGCGAGAAGUUUUCGGAGACAAUUUUCGCUACAGAUGAGGAUGAGGUUGUUGGUGAGAAGGCGUGGCGGGAACGGGAGGCUGAGAAGAAUGGGUCUCCAGAAGCAGGAUACAGCCGCGAGGAUCUGAUGGGGGAUAAGGAGAGAGAGCUGGACGCUGUGCGGAAGGCGGAGGAGGCUGCUCGGAGUGGGACGCCUGGCAGAGACAUUGGCAUCGGCGGGACCUUUGCACGAGGCCCUUCCAGGAUGCGCAUUGAAAUGCAAGUGGAUGAGGAUGCGAAGGGGGCACUACAAGGCUUGCAACAAGGGGGACUAGUACAAGUGGCCAUUGAUGUUCCAACGGAAACACUCAAGCUUGUGUCCUCCGAGUCUGGGGUUGACGCCGAUUCCGUCCAAAAACAGAUCUCCGAAUCCUCGCCGAGAUACUCAUUUUAUCAUUAUCCCGACUCUGAUGCUGUCAUCUUCAUUUACACAUGCCCAUCGGGCUCGUCGAUCAAGGAGCGGAUGCUGUUUGCUAGCUCCCGGAUGUACGCGCUCCAAGUGGCAGAACAACAGGGCCUAAAGGUUUCGAAGAAGAUUGAGGCCGGCGCACCGGACGAGGUUACAGGCGAGCGGCUCCACGAAGAGGUGAACCCGCCCCAAAACGACGGUAUCAGACGAGGAUUCGCGAAGCCCAGGCGGCCAGGGAGGUAAAUCAAGUUUUGU
Aspergillus versicolor CBS 583.65 is the source of this 1321-nucleotide messenger RNA. RefSeq names its product twinfilin. Gene Ontology annotation, biological process: actin filament depolymerization; barbed-end actin filament capping. Lineage: Eukaryota; Fungi; Ascomycota; Eurotiomycetes; Eurotiales; Aspergillaceae. The transcript has 4 exons. The coding region runs from base 287 to 1309 and encodes 340 amino acids. The record is from RefSeq and is a predicted model, not a curated record. Gene Ontology annotation, molecular function: actin filament binding; actin monomer binding. Gene Ontology annotation, cellular component: cytoplasm; actin filament.